Messenger RNA from Doryrhamphus excisus (bluestripe pipefish), 1762 nucleotides. Its product is annotated as ras-related protein Rap-2b. Gene Ontology annotation, cellular component: membrane. The record is from RefSeq and is a predicted model, not a curated record. Gene Ontology annotation, biological process: Rap protein signal transduction. Gene Ontology annotation, molecular function: GTP binding; GTPase activity. NCBI's taxonomy places the organism in Eukaryota, Metazoa, Chordata, Actinopteri, Syngnathiformes, Syngnathidae.
CCCCAGAAAGGAGAAACUAGGCUCGCUGCCUACUUGAACAACAACUGGAGGGGGAGCUCGCACAAGAACCGGCUCGGUUGUUACCGCCGACACAACAUGUUACAACACAAGCGCUGAGUGUGGGUCGGACAGAACCGUAUUUACCCCCCGGUAGUGGCGGUAGUCAGCAGCCACGCCCUGGAGCCUAAACAAAACUGCUGGCAGUGAUCGAGCGAGGCUCUUGGGGGAACCAUGAGGGAGUAUAAAGUGGUGGUCCUCGGCUCCGGAGGGGUUGGGAAAUCCGCCCUGACGGUCCAGUUCGUGACGGGAUCCUUCAUCGAGAAGUACGACCCCACAAUAGAGGAUUUCUACCGGAAGGAAAUCGAGGUGGACUCCUCUCCGUCCGUGCUGGAAAUCCUGGACACGGCGGGCACCGAGCAGUUCGCCUCCAUGCGAGACUUGUACAUUAAAAACGGGCAGGGUUUCAUUCUAGUUUACAGCCUGGUCAACCAGCAGAGCUUUCAGGACAUCAAGCCCAUGCGGGACCAGAUCAUUCGGGUCAAACGGUACGAAAGGGUACCAAUGAUUCUGGUGGGGAAUAAAGUGGACCUGGAGGGGGAACGGGAGGUGUCGUCCGGCGAGGGGAAGGCACUGGCGGACGAAUGGAACUGUCCCUUCAUGGAGACGUCGGCCAAGAACAAGACCUCGGUGGACGAGCUGUUUGCUGAGAUAGUCCGCCAGAUGAACUACGCGUCCACACCGAAUGGCGACGACCAGUGUUGUUCCUCUUGUGUCAUACUGUAAGGAAAGUUCUACACCUUCCUCGCUUUUUGCAAUGUGUGUUGCAGCAAGUGUGUCUUCUUGGCGUCUCGGCCUGGCCUCGGAGGAAAAUGAAGAGGAAUUCCGCAGGAGGAGAAGAGGAGGGUGUUUGGAGUAAGUGAGGCAAAGGGGAGGGGUCCACUCUUGAGGAAUUCUGCUGCGUCGGAGAAUCUCUCCUGCGUGGCCAAUGUCCACAAUUGAGGUCCGAUCCCGAGUCGGAGUGACAGCCUUCCACCCACGACUUCCAGCCCCACCUUGAAAGACAUGGAAACAAUACAGAGAACAUUGAAAGAUGCACUCAAAGGAUAUUCCGUAAAAGUAUAUUUUGUGAAAUAACGCACAGUCGCUCCUGGAUGGGUACAAGCUUAUGCUUAUUUUUAAUUUUUUUUGGUGGCGGAAUAACGUGACAAUCUCCUCGUUGGGUGUGCAAGGAGACUUUAGCUGACUUGACGUGGGGGAGGGGGGACCACCUUGAGUCCACCUCGCGUCCAGUGCCUUUUUUUCCCCCCCAAGCCAACACACUUGAGCCGUUCCCGUUUAGUGCCAACCCUCCGGAAACAAAAACCUCAGCGUGGCAAAUCCACUCCUCUCUGGAUAGUCAGUGGCGUAGGGUCGACCCUGAUUCGAAAGACUGCAGGUGUUCUGUUCACGGAAUGGUGCUUCUCGUCUCUUCUACGUUUGGUUCUUUUAUUUUUCGAGUCGUUCAUUAUAGAGUUCAUGCUGCAGUGUCCGCCUGGCCAAACCUAUAAGUCUUGAAACGCACAGGUACUGGAACCUUAACAACGAUGGCACCAAACACUUCCAGACCUCUUCAAUCAAUGUUUUGUUUUAUAGGACAAGUGAUGAUGAUGACGAUUAUGUACAUGAUGUUGACAAAUCUAAUCUUGAUUGUACGUUGAAUUACUGGCCAGCCUUUUAACUGUGGGUGGUCUGUUUUAAAGAAAACAACUUUUAAUACAGAUGG